Molecule: messenger RNA, 618 nt
Organism: Alternaria atra
Lineage: Eukaryota; Fungi; Ascomycota; Dothideomycetes; Pleosporales; Pleosporaceae
Exons: 2
Coding region: 1-618 (205 amino acids)
Source: RefSeq, a predicted model, not a curated record
AUGACUCCAACCCUUCCACCUAUGCCGCUACCCGGCCUCGUAAUAAUUCCCAACUGGACAGCCCAGCAUCAAGAGACCUUCCUCAUGAAGAACGAAGACACACCCAAAGGCAAAUGCCAAAGUCUGGUGAGCUACCUUACACCCGACGGCAAAGCUGGAGCCCCUUUCCUUCAAAUCAAAGAAGAAGAAACAGAUGUAAUCCUGUUCAAGACGAUGGAGGGACAAGAAGCGAUGCGGAUCAAUGUCGAGCGACACAACAUCAAGCUCGAGACGGAGUAUAGGGCACUGAGGAGUGCGGAUGCGAAAGCGAUAUGGGACGUUGAGUUGAAGAUCUCAUGGAGGAUUCCUAAAUGGGACCUUACGAUCCAUGACAAGUACCUCGAGAACCAGAAUAUCGAGUUCGAAAAAGACGUCGCUGGCGAAGAGAGAGGCCUUGUCGCUAACGGCAAUCCGGUCAUGACUGUCUCUCGACACGCCAAGUGGGCGCACAGGCAUGCCGAGUGGGUCGUGCAUGUAGCGCCGGGUAUGGAUCUCUUGCUGGCACUGGGUAUGGCAUGGAUCCGAACAGAUCAGCAAAAGACAGCCGAUGCGGUUUCGGGUACUGUCAUAAUGUUUUAG